AUGUCUCACCCAUCAGAGAACUUGCAAAGUACAGUCCACCAGCAUGAGAAGAGAGUGGAGGGUGACACACCCGUUUCCGACGAGGGAACCUAUUACGACAGCUCCAACAACGGGCACGGAAAUCACCUUCGGGUAGAUACCUCUUACGACUAUGAUCGCUCGGCCUUGCGCUCACCCGCCACCGCACGAGAAGAGUCAAUGCGUCUAGAAGAUGAUUUGGCUGUGCUCGAGGCCGAGCGCAUGGCGUCCCGUUCCACCACACAGGAGGGAUCAAUGAGGCAGGGCGAAGACGACGGUGCCUCUAUGGCCCGAUCCCGUUCUCGUCCGUCGCAGCACGUUGUUGAUGAGUUUGACGAAGCCACCAACCCGUUGCACGAGAAGGCUGCCGUUUACAAUCCUCCCGAGAACCCCAAUACCAACAUCGCCCGGUUCAUUAAGAAGCUUCACGAGUCGAGUUUCAUUGUGCGCUAUUUCACUUACAUUGUACCCCUGGUCUUGAUCCUCUUGAUCCCUCUGCUUGUUGGCGCUCUAGCUUUCCCUGAUGCCAAUGUUGGAGGAGUUAAGUUACUCUGGUUCUCAGUCUGGUUGGAGAUUGUCUGGCUGACCCUCUGGGCCGGAAGGAUUGUCUCGAAAUGUAUUCCUGUUCCAGCUGGCUGGAUGGCGAGUAUUUUCACCAACAACUCGAAAAAAUGGCGUGAUAUGGCUAAACAGCUGGAGCUACAUGGUACCUUGUUCUUCUGGUGGUUAGGUGUCGAAAUAUCGUUUCUGCCCACCAUGAAGAACCAUCAUGUCGACGGAAGUCAUGGCACAAAGUCUUGGGAGAAUACAGUCAACAAGAUUAUCAUCUCCAUCUUUGUUUGGACGAUUUUGAACCUCGUCGAGAAGGUUAUCAUCCAGUUCAUUGCCAUUAGCUUCCACACUCGUACCUAUGCGGAUCGUAUUGAGAUCAACAAGUUUCAGAUUGGCAGUUUGACCAAGCUCUAUGACUUCUCCAGACGCAAGAUUACAGCUAAAGAUACCGAGUUCGAAGAUAAGGGUCAACCCGCCGCCAGUGGAUUGAAGACCCCACUGCAUUAUGCCGGCAAAGCUGGACGCUUGGCUAAAGGUGCUCUGAACAAGGUGGGUGAUGUGGCCGGAGCUGUCGCCGCUGAUUUCACUGGCCGCACCGUCAACAACAGCACUCAUCCAUAUCAGGUGGUGCUGACCCUGUUGCGAACAACAAGUGGCUGCCAGGUCCUGGCCCGUCGUCUCUAUCGCACUUUGGUGCGCGAUGGUUUCGAAACCGUUUUUUCUGGAGAUCUCAAGGAAGCUUUCGACAAUAAUGAAGAGGCGGAUGCUGCAUUUACCAUGUUCGACAAGGAUAUGAACGGAGAUAUUUCAAUGGAAGAGCUAGAAGCUGUCUGCGUGGAGAUUGGACGAGAGCGCAAGGCCAUCACCGCAUCAUUGAAGGAUUUGGACUCGGUAGUCGGCAGGCUCGAUAAUAUCCUGGAAUUUUUCGUGAUCAUCAUUACCGUGAUCGUCUUUCUGACCCUGAUCUCGACAUCCGCCGCUGGUGUGCUCACGUCUGCCGGGUCGAGUAUUCUGGCUUUGUCGUGGCUUUUCUCUGCCACCGCGCAGGAAUUUCUCCAAUCAAUCAUCUUUGUUUUCGUGAAGCACCCAUUUGAUGUCGGUGACCGUGUGACCGUUUAUGGUAAUGCAGGUGAUGCCGGUCUCGGUGAUGACUACUUCGUCAAGCAGAUCUCGCUUCUGUAUACGGAGUUCAAGAAAAUGCAGGGUCAUGUCGUGCAGGCUCCCAACAGUUACCUUAACGGGUUGUUCAUUCUGAACCAACGUCGGUCCGGUGCGUUGGCGGAAGCAGUGCCCAUUGUCAUCAAAUAUGGUACUACUCUCGAGCAGAUUGACGCUCUUCGCCAGCGGUUAUUGGAGUUUGUCCGCAGCGAACGCCGUGAAUUCCAGACCAACAUUCUCACCGAGAUGCGUACCGUUACGGAGAACUUCUCAGUGACCCUCAAUAUUGUCUUCUUCUACAAGUCGAACUGGCAGAAUGAGGGCCUGCGUCUGCAGCGCCGCAACAAAUUCAUCUGCAUGCUGAUGGUUGCCCUGCAAGAGAUCGGUAUCGAAGGACCACGCAUGAACCUCCAGGGUGCCCGGGUCGAUAUCCCCUUCCAUAUCGCCGGGUUUCCGCAGCCAAACAUGCCGGCCACGCCUGGCAGCAGGGAUGGCCACCCUCCCCCAACUCCUAUUGGCGACCACCAGGGCUCUUUCCCUGAGUUUGCUGGGUCCAAUGGCGCCACGCGCCAUCCAUCUAUUCUUCGCAAAGGCAUGAACACCGCUGCAGCCAGGGCUCGCGGUGACUCCAUGCUUUCCCGUAAGCACGUGGACUUCUCCCUCGGCAUGCGCGAUGUCUCCUCCGGCGACGUCAUGGGCGACGUCUUCGAAGAUCGCCGAACCCGGGUCGAAGAUAUUGUCCGAAGCGCCAACCGGGAAAAUACCGAGCGUCGCAUCCAAGAAGAAGAGGAAGAAGAAAGCGAGCGCCAGAGCCGGGUCUCUUCCUCCCGCCGGCGCAGCAACUCCAACUUGAGCGUCCCGUCCACUUCGCGCGCAGGUCGCCGAUCGGUCGACUCCCAAGGUGGUCACAGUGUGACCUCGAUCACCCACAAUCGCUUCUUCCGGCAUCAUCGCAGCAGCAUCAGCCGCGAACCCGAUGAUCUGAUGGAGCAGGGCCGCUCAGCGCAGGGUGCUAGCACGUCUGCCACGGGCUCCGAUCUCCACCCCAGCGUUUCUCCUAGCGAGAAACAGUAA
Aspergillus saccharolyticus JOP 1030-1 is the source of this 2802-nucleotide messenger RNA. Its product is annotated as Mechanosensitive ion channel family. Gene Ontology annotation, biological process: intracellular calcium ion homeostasis; calcium ion transmembrane transport. Bases 1 to 2802 code for a protein of 933 amino acids. The transcript is spliced from 2 exons. Gene Ontology annotation, molecular function: calcium channel activity; calcium ion binding. The record is from RefSeq and is a predicted model, not a curated record. Gene Ontology annotation, cellular component: membrane. Lineage: Eukaryota; Fungi; Ascomycota; Eurotiomycetes; Eurotiales; Aspergillaceae.